Molecule: messenger RNA, 948 nt
Organism: Peronospora matthiolae
Lineage: Eukaryota; Oomycota; Peronosporomycetes; Peronosporales; Peronosporaceae
Source: the annotation of a GenBank genome assembly
AUGGAUUUGUUCGCGCCCCUCAUCAACAGCGACUUGCGCGUGUUGCUUGGCGUCGCUCUCGUAGCAGGCACGACACUGUAUUUCCUACUCCUUCGUCUCCAGCCUCGUGAUCCGACGCCUGUCACGCUGCAAAGCCCGAGUCAACCAGGCAAUUCCCCCCCAACCGUGCACUUGCCCCUCAUCGAAAAGGAGAUUUUGUCGCACGAUACGCGUCGAUUCCGCUUUGCGCUACCGACUCCGCAGCAUGUGUUGGGCUUACCCGUAGGUCAGCACAUUUCGCUGCGCUAUACUGACGAGAAUGAGAAACUGGUGAUGCGGUCGUAUACCCCUGUAACCUCGGACGAUACGAAGGGAUACGUGGAUUUGGUGAUCAAGGUUUACUUCAAAAACGUGCAUCCAAAAUUUCCUGAUGGAGGUAAAAUGAGUCAGUACUUAGAACAGUUAGCUAUUGGCGACACGAUUGAGGUCUCGGGACCCAAAGGAAAGCUCACGUACAUGGGGAAAGGCGAGAUCCAUAUCAAACACCGCAUUCGUGAUGUGGUGCCUGAAGUCCGCAAGUGUGCCAAGAUUGGCAUGAUUGCAGGCGGAACGGGGAUCACGCCCAUGCUGCAGGUCAUUCGUCGCGCUCUACAGGAUCCAGAGGACAAGACGGAGUUCUCGCUGCUCUUUGCGAAUCAGACCGAGGCCGAUAUCUUGUGUCGUGAUGAGAUUGAGGCAAUGGUUGCAGAGCACAGCAACGUCAAGGUGUGGUACACCGUAGACCGUGCGGACGAGGGCUGGAAGUACUCGACGGGCUUUGUCUCGGCUGCAAUGAUCAAGAAGCACCUGCCAGAUGCCGCACCCGACACGCAGAUCUUCAUGUGCGGCCCACCGCCGAUGCUCAAAUUUGCUGUGCUGCCGGCCCUUGAGGAACUGGGCUUCAAGCCAGAUCAGCACUUUAGCUUCUAG